Saccostrea echinata is the source of this 1488-nucleotide messenger RNA. RefSeq lists its product as uncharacterized. The transcript has 5 exons. NCBI's taxonomy places the organism in Eukaryota, Metazoa, Mollusca, Bivalvia, Ostreida, Ostreidae. The record is from RefSeq and is a predicted model, not a curated record. The coding region runs from base 130 to 1224 and encodes 364 amino acids.
UAUUGGUUUUUUUCUCCAGCUACCUUUGUUUCUUGUCAAUCCUCAGAACAACAUCGGAUAUCGCUGAAGAGACAAAUAAGAUCACAUUCGUCUACAGAUAUUUGAAGGCGGUGCCCAUCACGUAACAGGAUGACGCUGUUUCCGGCACUGUUGCUGUUUGUAGGAGUAGCGUUUUGUAGUGCAGCCCCCACAGACAUCGAGAAGCGAUCUACAAUGGUAAAACGAGCCCAAGAAGUGAUGAUGUUUGGAAAUCAACAAAAUAAGCCAAGAAUAAAGAAAAGUGACCCGGAUGUUCCAGCUCUUCCAGAUCUCAAAGGAAGUGUGAUUGCCAAUAAAGCCAAAGACAUCGUUAAAACGAAAACCGCAGAACUACCAAAAGCUAUUGAAGAAGAACUACAGGACGUCAGCGAUGACGUCACAGCACCCAAAGACACAGAAGAGGAACAGUCCGAAUCCAACGAACCAACCACGGAUGAAUUACUUGAGGAUUUUCCACCAGAGACAGUGGAAGCUCUGAAAGAACUUGAAAAUACUAAAGAUGAGAAGAAUUCUGAGGAGGAGGAUAAUACUGCCUCAGAAGAUAAAUCAGAGGAGGACGAUAAAACACCCGAGGAUAAUUCAGUACCUCAAAUGAGUGGGGAGGGGGAUAUGAUAGAGAUGUUGCCUGAAGAUUGGUACAACAAUCCAGUUUUAGCAUACCAGUUGUAUAGAGCCUAUAAAAAGCUUCCAGCCUACGGAUACUCAUACUACCGAAGGCGCCGACGAUCACCCUUAAAAGCUCGCUUGUUAACCAAUGGAAUGAAACGCUCCCAUCGGGCCAAACGUGACCUUCCGUACACAGAAGAAGAGUAUCCUAUGACAUACUACCAAACAAAGUUUGGUCCUUCUUACACACUGGACGAUCUGGAAUCAUAUGCAAGAGAAAAGGAAUACGAAGACAAUGUUUUGAGAUCCAUUCUCAACAGUGUCACUCUUGAAGACGUUCAGGAAAUUGAACACCAGGGUGUAACGGGUUUAUUUAUCCCCCUGGAAGACGAAGAACCUGUGAUGUCCACAAGCAAAAGAAGUCCGUAUUUCUUUCCAUACUCCCAGGAGCCGGAGUCUCAUUUUGGUGCUUUCGUUCCAGAGAAAAGAGAUUACCUUGAUUCGUAUAGUAGACUUGUACAGUUAGCAAGAGAGCUGUCCAAAUCAGAAUCACCAAACCAGGGAUAUCAGAGGUGGUAAUGAAUGGAGAGAUAGAGCAAAGCAUUAUGGAUGAGUAGGCAGACGAGAGUUCGUACAUCAUUACCGGAAGUGUUUCAUUAUUCAUGGAUUGUAUGCAUCGUUUCCGUAUCUUUCUGCAAAAUUUUCAACAUUUUUGUUACUCUGUUAAAAUUCUUUCAAAUCUUAUCAAUGCUCUUUAACAUCGCAUUUUCUUGUGAAAUUAUCUCUUUGAUUAAAUUGUAAAGUAUUAUUGUUAUAUUUUUGUGAAUAAAUGUAUCUUUUGUA